This is a messenger RNA of Ipomoea nil (Japanese morning glory), 4545 nucleotides long. RefSeq names its product xanthine dehydrogenase 1-like. Lineage: Eukaryota; Viridiplantae; Streptophyta; Magnoliopsida; Solanales; Convolvulaceae. Bases 267 to 4364 code for a protein of 1365 amino acids. Gene Ontology annotation, molecular function: iron ion binding; 2 iron, 2 sulfur cluster binding; oxidoreductase activity. The transcript has 14 exons. The record is from RefSeq and is a predicted model, not a curated record.
UCAUUUUCCCAAUCUGCGUCAGCGCAUGAUAUAGUUUGCAUUAAGCACACCACGGGUGGGGCUGGACCGACUAUGCAGAUUUCGCAGUGUCUCACUAUCUUGCGUAGUUGCGUAAGACGGUGAAAAAUCGGUAUUUUAAAUCACGGGUUUGGACUAUUCUCUAUCGCCACGCAGCAGAUAAUUGACCUCCACCCAGCAAGAAUCAGCUUAGUUUCUUCUCCAGAAGGUUUGGGUGUAAUCUUCAUUCUGGAAAAAAACAAAACAAAAUGGGUUCUUUGAAGCGCGACGGUGAAGUGGAGACCAUUGCGGGUGAAUCCAAGGAAGCAAUCCUAUACGUCAAUGGGAUCCGGAGGGUACUGCCUGAUGGUUUGGCCCACUUGACACUUCUUGAAUAUCUAAGAGAUGUUGGUCUGACUGGGACAAAGCUAGGUUGUGGCGAAGGUGGUUGUGGGGCAUGCACGGUCAUGGUCUCUUAUUUUGAUCACGAUUCAAAGAAAAGCAUGCAUCAUGCUAUUAAUGCAUGCUUGGCUCCUCUAUAUUCUGUAGAAGGGAUGCAUGUCAUUACAGUGGAAGGAGUUGGGAAUCUUAGACAUGGUUUGCAUCCGAUCCAGGAAUCAUUAGCCCGAGCUCAUGGCUCGCAAUGUGGCUUCUGUACUCCUGGUUUUGUUAUGUCCAUGUAUGCAUUGCUAAGAUCAUCUCAAGAACCACCUACUGAAGAGCAAAUUGAAGAAAGUCUUGCAGGAAAUUUAUGUCGAUGCACUGGUUAUAGACCAAUUAUGGAUGCAUUUCGAGUAUUUUCUAAAACUAAUGAUGCCUUGUACACUAGUGGAUCAUCAGAAGGGAAUGCUGGAUUUCUUUGUCCUUCAACCGGUAAGCCAUGUUCAUGUGGUUUGAAAGAUGGAAGCAACGAACAGAGCACUAAAUCUCAUGUAAAUUAUGGUGGUUGCUGGAGGCCAAAAUCAUAUAGUGAAAUUGACGGAACUGCAUACACGAAGAAAGAGCUCAUUUUCCCUCCUGAACUUCUGUUGAGAAAAAUGACAUAUUUGAGUUUGAGUGGAUCAAAUGGAUUAAAAUGGUAUAGACCCUUGAAACUUCAAGAAGUCUUAGAUCUUAAAGCAAGGUACCCAGCUGCAAAGUUAGUAGUCGGUAAUUCAGAGGUUGGGAUUGAAAUGAGACUUAAAAGAAUACAGUAUCCUGUGUUGAUCUCUGUUGCACACAUUCCUGAACUGAAUCAGUUAACCAUUGAAAAAGAUGGUUUAAUAAUAGGUGCUGCUGUUAAACUUACACAGCUUGUUAAAGUACUAAAAAAAGUAUCUAAUGAGCGAGAUCCAUAUGAAACAUCUUCAUGUAGAGCUCUUAUUGAGCAGAUAAAGUGGUUUGCUGGAACACAAAUACGAAAUGUUGCAUCAGUUGGUGGGAACAUCUGUACUGCCAGUCCAAUAUCAGACUUAAAUCCUCUUUGGAUGGCUGCUGGAGCAAAAUUUCAAAUCAUUGAUUGUAAAGGAAAUAUCAGGAGGACUAUGGCUGAAAAUUUCUUCCUGGGCUAUCGCAAAGUGGAUCUGGCAAGUAAUGAAAUUUUGCUAUCUGUGUUUUUACCUUGGAAUAGACCAUUUGAAUUUGUGAAAGAAUUCAAGCAAGCUCACAGGAGGGAUGAUGAUAUUGCAAUUGUCAAUGCGGGGAUGCGUGUUUUCCUUGAAAAAAAGAAUAAAAAUUGGGUUGUUUCAGAUGCAUCAAUUGUGUUUGGUGGGGUUGCUCCUCUUUCAUUGGCUGCAUCUAAAACAAGAGAAUUUUUAAUUGGGAAAAGUUGGAAUAAAGAGUUAUUGCAGGGUGCUUUGGAGCCCUUGAAGGAGGAAAUUGUGCUGAUGGAAAAUGCACCUGGUGGAAUGGUUGAAUUUCGAAAAUCAUUAACCCUUAGUUUCUUCUUCAAAUUUUUCUUGUGGGUUUGUCAUCAAAUGAGUGGAGAAAUCGUUGAGAGGGUGCAAUCAUCUUAUUUGUCAGCUAUAGAACCAUUUAACAGACCAUCCUUAAGUGCAAGUCAGGAUUUUGAGAUUAGGAAGCAUGGGACUUCUGUAGGCUCUUCUGAAGUUCAUCUUUCAUCAAGGCUUCAGGUUUCAGGGGAGGCAGAAUAUACUGAUGACAUUCCAAUGCCUCCAAAUAGUUUACAUGCUGCCCUCAUAUUGAGUAAAAAGCCUCAUGCACGGAUACUUUCAAUAGAUGAUUCAGAGGCCAAGACCUCACCUGGAUUGGCUGGAAUAUUUUAUGCCAAAGAUGUUCCAGGUAGCAAUAUGAUUGGACCAGUUAUAGAGGAUGAGGAACUUUUUGCAGCGGAAUAUGUUACUUGUGUAGGUCAGGCUAUUGGAGUGGUUGUUGCUGAUACUCAUGAAAAUGCAAAACAUGCUGCUGCAAAGGUUCGUGUGGAGUAUGAAGAUCUGCCUGCAAUUUUAUCCAUACAGGAUGCUGUCCGGGCUAACAGUUUCCAUCCAAAUACUGAAAGGUGCUUGAGGAAGGGAGAUGUUGAACAAUGUUUUCAAUCAGGUCAAUGUGAUAAGAUUAUAGAAGGAGAAGUUCAUAUUGGUGGUCAGGAACACUUUUACUUGGAGCCUCAUGGUACUCUAAUAUGGACGUUGGACGGGGGCAAUGAGGUGCACAUGAUCUCAUCUACGCAGGCUCCUCAGAAACAUCAGAAGUAUGUCUCUCAUGUUCUUGGUCUUCCAAUGUCUAAAGUGGUUUGUAAGACGAAAAGAAUUGGUGGUGGAUUUGGAGGCAAGGAGACUAGAUCGGCUUUCUUGGCUGCUGCAGCUGCUGUUCCAUCAUACUUGUUGAAUCGUCCAGUAAAAAUUAUAUUGGACCGGGAUGUGGACAUGAUGAUAACUGGGCAGAGGCAUAGCUUCCUUGGAAAGUAUAGGGUUGGUUUUACAAAUGACGGAAAAGUGCUUGCAUUGGAUCUUGAAAUCUACAAUAAUGCUGGAAAUUCACUUGAUUUAUCAUCUGCAAUACUUGAACGGGCUAUGUUCCAUUCAGAUAAUGUGUAUGAGAUACCAAAUGUUCAUCUUUCUGGAAGGGUUUGCUUCACUAAUUUUCCUAGUAAUACAGCUUUCAGAGGUUUCGGAGGUCCACAGGGUAUGCUGAUCACUGAAAAUUGGAUUGGAAGAAUUGCCUUGGAGGUUAAGAAAACUCCUGAAGAAAUCAGGGAGAUUAAUUUUCUGAGAGAAGGAGCAGUCUUACAUUAUGGUCAAAAAAUCGAAAAUUGUACCCUGGAACGCCUCUGGAAUGAAUUGAAGUUAUCGUGUGACUUUUCUAAUGCUUGUAAAGAAGUUGAAAAAUUCAAUCUUGGUAACCGGUGGAAGAAGCGAGGAAUUGCCAUGAUUCCAACAAAAUUUGGGAUAUCUUUCACAACGAAGUUUAUGAACCAGGCAGGUGCACUUGUUCAAGUCUACACGGAUGGAACAGUAUUGGUUACUCAUGGGGGUGUGGAGAUGGGGCAAGGCUUGCAUACAAAAAUUGCUCAGAUUGCAGCAUCUUCCUUUAAUAUUCCACUCAGCGCCGUUUUUAUAUCAGAGACUAGUACUGACAAGGUUCCCAAUGCAUCACCAACUGCGGCUUCUGCGAGCUCUGAUAUGUAUGGAGCUGCAGUUUUAGAUGCCUGUGAACAAAUAAAAGCAAGAAUGGAGCCUAUUGCAUCUAACCGUACUUUCAACUCUUUUGAGGAGCUCGUCAUUGCAUGCUAUCUGAAGAGAAUAGACCUCUCCGCUCAUGGAUUUUCCAUCGUUCCUGAUAUUGGCUUCGAUUGGAAAACUGGUCAAGGGACCCCGUUUAGGUACUUCACCUAUGGGGCUGCAUUUGCUGAAGUUGAAAUCGAUGCAUUAACCGGAGAUUUUCACACUAGGAGAGCAGAUGUUCUCUUGGACCUCGGCUUUUCUCUUAAUCCCGCAAUUGAUGUUGGACAGAUUGAGGGAGCAUUUGUACAAGGCUUGGGUUGGGUAGCUUUGGAAGAGCUGAAAUGGGGGGAUCCCGCACACAAAUGGAUUCCGUCUGGAUGCCUACUCACAUGUGGACCGGGAAACUACAAAAUUCCUUCCGUGAAUGAUGUCCCUUUCAAAUUCAACGUUUCGCUUCUAAAAGGUGCUCCAAAUCCGAAGGCCAUCCAUUCCUCCAAAGCUGUAGGGGAGCCGCCCUUCUUCCUCGCAUCGUCUGUAUUUUUCGCGAUCAAAGAUGCCAUUGCAUCCGCACGAGCUGACGCCGGCUAUAGCGGUUGGUUUCCUCUUGAUAAUCCGGCUACACCCGAGCGCAUACGCAUGGCUUGUCUGGACGAGUUUACGAAAGCGUUCAUCGACGCUGAUUAUAGGCCCAAGCUUAGUGUGUAAGUCUAUUUUUAGGAAAAUAUAGGGCUCAUAUUUCAGAAUUAUUGACAAUAAUAAAGGCUGUGUUGCCCAACAGAUGCAUUAGUCUACAAUUAUCUCACUUCUGAUAUGCUACACUGAACUUGUCAUGGAGGAAGGUUUGUAAUAUUUGAAUGCAAAAUGUAGCUUCUUUAGACUUCUGAGA